Electrophorus electricus (electric eel) is the source of this 1418-nucleotide messenger RNA. Its product is annotated as poly(rC)-binding protein 3. The record is from RefSeq and is a predicted model, not a curated record. NCBI's taxonomy places the organism in Eukaryota, Metazoa, Chordata, Actinopteri, Gymnotiformes, Gymnotidae. Gene Ontology annotation, molecular function: RNA binding.
CUGCUGUCUCACAAAUGGCGACAGAGAGAGCAAUCUCAUUAUUUGAAACCCCAUUGCCUGUCAGUCUGAUAGUGUGAAGCAUCAAGCACAAUCAUCAAGAACUAUGAAUAUGAAUGAGAAGGAGGGUGGCUUGACUGAGAGAGGGCUAAAUGUCACCCUCACCAUCCGCUUGCUAAUGCAUGGAAAGGAAGCGGGUAGUAUCAUCGGAAAGAAAGGAGAGACUGUCAAGAAAAUGAGAGAGGAAAGUGGAGCUCGUAUUAAUAUAUCUGACAGCUCAAGUCCAGAGCGCAUCGUCACCAUUACCGGCCCUGCUGAAGUCAUUUUCAAAGCUUUUGCUAUGAUUGCUGAGAAGUUUGAGGAGGAUAUCCUGGCAUGCAUGGUGAACAGCCCAGCCGUAAGCAGGCCACCUGUCACGCUGCGCCUCGUCUUCCCUGCCAGUCAGUGUGGUUCACUUAUCGGCAAGGGAGGCUCCAAGAUCAAAGAGAUCAGAGAGACUACAGGUGCACAGGUGCAGGUAGCAGGAGACUUGCUCCCGGAGUCAACUGAGAGAGCAGUAACCAUCUCAGGUGCACCUCACACUAUCACGCAGUGUGUGAGACACAUCUGCACCGUCAUGAUGGAGUCACCACCUAAAGGAGCAACGAUUCCUUAUCGACCCAGACCCUCCUGUGCUGCCGGUCCUACAGUCUUAUCCCAGCCGCAUGCAGCUGCAGCCUUUGCUGUUCCAGGACAGUACGCCAUUUCUCAAGACUUCACCAAGCUUCACCAGUUGGCUAUGCAGCAUAUUCCCCUUACCUCCCUUGGGCAGAGCAACCCUGCCUUCCCUGGUCUGGAGGCCUCUGUUGUCACAAGCUCUCAUGAGCUAACCAUACCUAAUGAUCUCAUAGGCUGCAUUAUUGGCAGACAGGGCAUUAAGAUCAAUGAGAUUCGCCAGCUGUCUGGAGCCCAGAUCAAGAUAGCUGGGGCCACAGAUGGUUCGGCUGUACGCCACGUUACCAUCACUGGCUCUCCAGCUAGCAUCAGCCUGGCCCAGUACCUCAUCAGUGCCAGUUUAGAGAUGGCUAAACUCAGCAUCCAGGCCACCUCUGCUGGCAACUCCAGUGAACUCAGCCUGAGCUUCUCCCAGCCUGCCUCUCCUGCCUCAGCCUCCACCCCUUCUUCCAUGGCUGUGCUGUCUGCUACCCCCUCCACCAUUAAUGUCCACUCCACCGCAACUGUGCCCUCCAACCCUAGCGCCCACUAUGCCCUACCACUCUCUGGCCUGCUUGGCAUGAAAACCAUGCCACUGUUGGCCGUGCACACUGGUGCCACAGUGGGCCUCCCUCCCUACACGGCAAAGGUUCCCACCUCGUUCGCUGUAAAAAAAUCUGAACGCCAGAAGUUCGCCCCCUACUGACCAGAAUUAACAGCCUUUGAGC